Molecule: messenger RNA, 678 nt
Organism: Vicia villosa (hairy vetch)
Lineage: Eukaryota; Viridiplantae; Streptophyta; Magnoliopsida; Fabales; Fabaceae
Exons: 1
Coding region: 1-678 (225 amino acids)
Source: RefSeq, a predicted model, not a curated record
AUGCGUGAGUUUCUGAACCAGGUCCAGCCGGCAGCUUCGGUGAGGGACAGCUUCUCGUGGAAAUUGAAUGCUGAAGGUGUGUUCACGGUUAAAUCCGUUUAUGAUAGGUUUUUCUGCAAACUUUCUGGGCCUGCUUUACACUCGUCUGUAGCCAAGGCAGCAGCCAAUAUUUGGAGUUUUAAAGUCCCAGCAAAAUUGCAAUUUUUUGGUUGGCGAGUCAUUCACAAUCGGAUAGCAACGAAUGAUCAAUUGUGUAAACGGGGAAUUUUGGAUUCUAAUGAUUUGUUAUGUGUCUUUUGCAAAAUGAAGGAGGAUUCUUUACAUCAUCUUUUAGGAGAUUGUGAGAUUGUAGGUGGUAUUUGGAAGAAGGUUCUUAUGUGGAUUAAUUACGGGCCGGAGUUGUCGUUGAAGGAUUUAGAAGGUUUUCCUUUUAUUUUGAAUAAGGUGAAUUGUUUGGCUAAGAGAUCUGUGAUGGCGGUUAUCUGGUUGGCUUCAAUUUGGUGUAUAUGGUUGAGACGUAACGCCAUAAUCUUCAAGGAAGACAACUUUAGUUUCACCGAAGUCUAUUCGGAUAUUGUCGUUUUGUCUUGGUGUUGGAUUAGAUCUUACUUUAAAAUAGCUGCUUGUUGUAAUUUCUAUUAUUGGAAUACUUCUCCUCUUCUUUGUGUGGAGAAGUAA